Messenger RNA from Striga hermonthica, 3162 nucleotides. The record is from the annotation of a GenBank genome assembly. NCBI's taxonomy places the organism in Eukaryota, Viridiplantae, Streptophyta, Magnoliopsida, Lamiales, Orobanchaceae.
AUGCCCUCAAGAUACCCCUUGUCCGAAUCAGACAUUGACGAUUGCUCGGAUUCUGAGGAUGAUGGUGCCCGUUACUCGCUCGAGGCUUCGCCUCAGGAUGAUAAAGUCACCGGCGGUGGCGCGAAAGUAAGUUAUUCGCGAACCGGGAGCAGCAACAAUGGGGUUGUUUUGGAGAGGAAGUUCAAGGUUGGGGCUAAUUUUACCGGCAUCCAAUUGCAGUCAAAUUUCGAGACUGUGCAACGGGAUUUCCGAAGAGGCCCACCGCAUAGUGAUGUAAAUGAUGGUAUACCGAGUGCACCCCCAUUCGGUGGCUCAGAGGAUCAACGAGAUAUUCGUGCUACUGAAGUUAAUAAUGCUUCUGAUGUGUCUACAAGGUGUGUAAUUUAUUUGGUAUCUUUAGAAGAUUUACUUUCUUUGAUUGAGGUGAGUUUUAUGGUUCUCAACAGGACUACUGCAGCAUCCUCUAAGCCAUUGCCCAAUACUCGAUAUCCUACAUUCCGUGUAAGUGGGUUAGGUCAUUGGUGUGGUGUCAUCGCAUAUGAUGCUUGUGUUCGGCUAUGCCUUCACUCGUGGUCAAGGGAUGGCCGUAAGGAAGCUCCUGCAUUUUUGGCAAACGAGUGUGCCCUGUUGAGGGAUGCAUUUGGGCUCAGGAACAUAUUAUUGCAGGCAGAGGAAGAGCUCUUGAGAAAACAGUCUCCGGAGCUUGUUGGUGAAGGAGUUUUUGUAAAGACUAAGAAGACCAUUAACAAGAUCAAAAUUCAAGUGAGGAAAGUGAAAAUGGGGUUUGAGCCACCCACAGGAUGCACGUUUAAUUAUCUAAAGUUUGCAUCAGUUGUUAAGAUGGAAACAUUUCAUAAAAUUAAUGUUGGAGCUCGUCGGUACUUAAAAGAAGUCCCGGAGCUCAUUAAAGCUGCUUUCAAGGCAAUCAGAAGCAGUUCAUCAUCAUCAUCUUCUGAAGAGGUACAAGAAUCAUAUUCUUGUAUGCUGAGGCUAAAAAGUUCUCCAGAAGAGGAUGCGGUUAGAUUACUACCAGGAUCCGAUGAAAGUCGCGAAUUCUUGCCAGAUGGAUCUGGAGAUGAUCUGGUGAUUGAAAUACAUGAUUCAAAGGGAAGGCGAUGUGGCCAAGCUUUACUUCAGGUGGCCGAUAUUGCUAAAGAAUUGAGGGAGAAAGUUCGUUCGUGCUAUAUAUACCGUGAACCGGAGCACGAGCAAGUUGGGAGAGUACAACUCCAUGUUAGUUAUUCAACUACGCCGGAUGAAAACAAUCAGAAGUGUACGUCUGUUGCUGAGACAAUUGCAUAUGACUGCGUACUGGAGACGGCACUGAAGAUCGAACAGUUUCAAGAAAGAAAACUGAAUCUUACUGGUGAUUGGGCUUGGCUUGUGAAGGAAUUCGCUGCUUAUUAUGGAGUAUCGGAUGUGUACACAAAAUUAAGAUAUCUUUCAUAUGUUAUGGACGUUGCAACCCCUACUGCUGACUGUCUGCACUUGGUGCAUGAGUUGCUUCAGCCUGUUGUAACUAAGGCCAAAACUAAACAAUUAAGUCGCCAAGAGGCAAGUAUGCUGGUCAAGGUGUCAGAGCAAGUCGGACACAUUCUGACUUCGGUUUUCGAAAAUUACAAGUCACUUGAUGAAUGCUCACCAUCGGGAAUAGUCGAUGUCUUCCGACCAGCAACUGGGGUACCAGCACCUGCUCUUGGCCCCUCAUUGAAACUCUACAAACUUCUGCACGAUAUACUUACGCCUGAGGCCCAGUUGAAAUUAUGCAGAUAUUUCCAGAAUGCCACCAAAGAGAGAUCGAAAAGGCACUUGUCUGAAACGGACGAAUAUGUGUCAAACAACACGGAGAACGUAGUGAUGGACCCGGUGGCUCUUUCAACUGCUUAUAGGAAGAUGAAGUCACUUUGUCUAAACAUACAGAACGAGAUCUUGACCGAUAUCGAAAUCCACAAGCAGGAUAUUCUCCCUAGUUUUCUAGACCUGCCAAACCUUUCGUCCUCGAUAUACAGCACGCAGCUGUGCAGUCGAUUACGGGCAUUCCUUGUAUCGUGUCCUCCAGCUGGACCCACACCUCACGUGGUUGAGCUUGUCCUGGCCACUGCUGAUUUUCAGAGGGAUCUUGCCUUUUGGAAUAUUAGUUCUAUCAAAGGUGGGGUAGAAGCAAAAGAAUUGUUCCACCCAUACAUCACACGCUGGAUUCAAGAUAAACGUCUAGCUCUGCUCGAGUUAUGCAAGCUUGACAAGACAAAGCCUUCGAGCUUACCUGCACAACAUUCGACAGCUUCUUUCGUUAAUGAUAUCUAUGGCCAGAUAAAGGAUACACUUGCUGAGUAUGAUAUCAUCAUAAGCCGGUGGCCAGAAUAUACUUUCACAUUGGAAAAUGCCAUAGCAGAUGUUGAGAAAGCUGUAAUUGAAAGCUUAGAGAGGCAAAAUGUUGAAGUUUUAUCUUCACUGAAAGACACUACCCCAAUCAAAUUGGGCCUCAAAUAUGUACAGAAAUUCACAAAGGGGCAUAAUGUUCCUUACGAUGUGUCCCCUGAGUUGGGAGGACAUUUGAAUUCCAUGAAAAGAAUGCUCGAUACGUUGAGGCCCCAGAUACAGGCACAGUUGAAGUUGUGGGGUUCGUGCAUACCUGAAAGCGAGAACAUGGUCCCGGGAGAGUGUCUAAGUGAAGUAACUGUGAUGAUUAGAUCGAAAUUCAGAGCUUAUGUGCAAGCGGUUGUUGAUAAACUCGUUGAAAAUACAAAAUUGCAUAACGGUACGAAGCUGAAAAAGAUAAUACAAGAUGCCAAGGAAAAUGAAACAGAAUCUGAUUUUCGGGGGAGGAUGCAGCCCUUGAAGGAGUUACUGUCAAAUACUAUCGAUCAAUUGCAUGCCAUUUUCGAUACUCAGGUGUUUGUGGUUGUGUCCCGAGUUUUCUGGGAUCGGAUGGGCCAGGAUGUGCUGAAGUUUUUGGAAGACCGGAAAGAAAAUAGAGCUUGGUAUAAAGCUUCUAGAUUCGCUGUUAACGUGUUAGACGACACAUUCGCUUCUCAAAUGCAGCACGUGCUCGGGAAUGGCGUGCAAGAGAAAGACCUCGAACCUCCACGAAGCAUAAUGGAGGUUCGAUCAAUGCUGUGUAAAGACACUGUAAACCAGAAAGACAACAACUACUAUUUUUAG